UCAAAGUUGUCUAAAUAAGAUAUUUAAGUGGACUAUUUAAAAUUCCGAAUCAUAAACAAUGAACUUUUUUAUAGUUUUCAUGAACUUUUUAUAUUAUUCUGUUGUUUUAUUUUCUGUAAAUUUCGUGAUUGGUCAGAAUGACACGGACACUGACCAUGGAACACCACACACUAGAGUACCAAACAGACUUGAAAAUAUGAGGAGAAGGUCAAGAAAUCAGAGAAUACACAACAUCAGAAAUCAUGUAUUGACUACCCUUGGCUUCUCAUCACCUCCUCAGAUAGACGAAAACAUGAAAGAAGAGAUUCUGAGAAAUCUAAGUAUAUCAGGUGUUCCUUAUAGAGCUGUAUCACAGCAGUGCUAUGCUGGAUCAUGUACAUUACCUAGUUGGAUUGAUGAAGAAUUAUGGAAUGACCCAGACACUAAGACUUUACGACUUUUCUUUGAUAUUUUGCCACUAGAAGACAGUGGAACAAGUAUACUAAACGCUACCUUAAGGCUUCACAUCAAGGAGAGAACAGCCUGCCGUUGUUUUACGGAAGACGAUGAAUCAGGAGAAGAUGACAGCGUUCGAUUCACUGUCUUUGUUAGUCAGUUUCUCAAACCAUUAAGACGCAGAAAUAGGGUACCGCGAAUGAGAAUUCUUGAUGUGAAAAUGGUCGUGGUCAAAAGGGAUUCGUGGAUUAACUUCAAUGUCGCCGAAGCUGUACAAGAAUGGAUGCAGCGGCGGAGACGACGCCAUGGAUUAGAAGUCAACGUUAUUGACUCUCAAGGAUUUCCGAUCGAUGCCAAAGCUGUAUUUGGGAAUACAGACUGCUUGCUGCCAGUUGAUGUAGAAUGUCAAGAUACCAGUUUACCAGUAGCUGUACAAAAAAGCCUGAAUUUUAGCACAUCCCCAGUGUUGGAAGUUUUUACUGAAACCAGACCUAAUAUACCAUUUAGGGAAAAACGAGAUAUUGCAACCUUUCUGCAGCCAUUCACAGAGGACACCAGAAACGAUAGAAACCUUUUCAAACAAAGUGUCUUUCUUAAACGAUUAGGAAGGAUGCCCAACUGUGACAGUCAUGAUUGUGAAAAAACGGAUGAAGCACCAGUACGCGUGGAACAGACUUAGGAGACUUCUAUAUUCCACUCGUCUGUCGUACAAAGAGUACCAUUAAUUACUGUUCGACUCAUUAAUCAAUCUACAUAAAUCAAUCGUAUAAAAUUCAAACAGAAUCCUGAGAGGUUUGUGCUACAUUAUGUUUAUGAUGUUAUACUAAGUAUGUAUAUAUACCACAAUCAACACCGAAGACCACCACGAAUCGUGAUGAAGUUGAAAGACAGAUAUACACAUCGUUGGGUCAUUAUAUCUUAUUUAACUAGUCCCAUCUACAUCCAUUUACACAGAUGAUGCUACAAUAACUGCUUGAUUUAGAAUAAUGAAUACAAUCAUGUCUGUCUUUACUGCUACCUCAUUUAAUAUUGUUAAUGUUAUUUGUUAUUAAUGUGUAUUUUAUUGUAUAUAUGCAUUUUUUUUUUAUUUAUUGAAUUUUUCGAAAGCUAUUGUAACUUGUAUUUUUGUAACAGAUAAUGCAUUGUUUGUAAGAAAUCAUAAAUAGCCGUGCCUCGUUUUCUUUUUCUAUGUUAAACAUCCCUACUAUCUGUUCCUCUAACCAUGAAAAGUCUUGUAUUGUAAACAAUAUUGACUAAAACUUGCCAGAGUAAACAUUAAUUUUCAAACUAUUUAUCCACUUUGAUUACAUACAAAUGCCUGCAAUAAAUAUCAAACGAUUUUUCAAACUUCUAAAGGCAAAUUUUUAUAUUUAUCUGCACAAACCAUAUAUUCUAAUGCACCACAUCACGAAACGCCGCUGUUGUUUGAAUGAAAUCUAUCAUCAGUUCAAUGGUUGACGGUCGGGGUCAUUGCCUCAUCACAGUCGAAUUUCCCCGAGGUAUUUGAUAAUGAUGAAUGGUUUAUUUUGAACAUUAAAUACAUAUUGAAUUUCAAUACGAAUAAAAGCCCUGUAUGAAGAGUUGCCUCCCUUCUUUAAAGAUCAUUUCUUAUGCCUAUACCACAUCUUUCAUUUUUCAACUACAAACACGCGUUGCAUGAUGUCAACAUUGAUGACUCUUGUUUGCACCUCUGCAAGUUGCCCAUUCACAUAUAACCCGGCUGGUCACGUUAUAACUGGUGACCUUAACAUUAUCAACAUGUGGAGAAAAGUCAUAUAUUGACUUACAUCUAGGAUUUGACAAUGAAGGGUCGGUUGUGAACUUCUAUCACCUUCAUAUGGAGUACAUAUAUAUAUAUCAGUUGGUAAAAUAUACCAGUGCUUACGUUUCCUAUCAUAAUGUCCUUGAUAGAGGGUUGCUGCUUAUAAUGAAGCUAUAGAACCAAGGGUUCCUAAUGGUAAAAUGAAGUCAUACCUUUAAACGUUUUACGGACGCCAUCCUGAUUUGGUUGGCCGUAAUUGAGUCUUUGUCUAACUUAUUGAUUUAUUACUUGCCAUUAACAACACGACGUGUGCCGGAGAUGGAACUUUAUACCCUUAAAAAACUGUGUUUCCCCAAUAUUUGUUAGGGGUCACGUGUUGCUGAAGACUUCCGUGUAAUAUUUUGUUGGCUGUUGUUUGUCUGUUCGUCGUGUUUCCUGUCGUCAAAGGGUUCUCACUUUUUCUUCGACUUCCUUUUUUUCUCAUAUGGUUUUUUUCAUACGUCAAUUAGGAAUUUGACGGAGGCAACUCUCCAAAUGCAGCACUGUGAUUGCUUUACAAGAAAGUGUAAGCUUUUUUUUUCAAAUUUUGUUGUAUUUAUGUUUAGUUAGGUUUUAUAUACGAUGUAAAUACUUUAAUACAGCCAAACAGUAAAUGUUAAUUUUCAUUAAAUAUCAUUUGUUUAAAGUAAGUGGAACACAAAGCAAAAGUAAAACGGUAAUACUUUACACUGCAUAUGAUCUCGAGUUGUAUAAUAAUGAUUUUACUGUAUUAAACUAUACUGUAUUUAACUAUACUGUUUAAUUGAAAAUAGUUUUAUCUAUUUACAAAUAUUCUUUGACAAACGAGUUUUAUGAAUAUUUUGAAUAAGUAAAUAUAUCUACAUUACGGAGUAUAAAGUAAAAAGUGUGAAAAA
Molecule: messenger RNA, 3111 nt
Organism: Mytilus californianus (California mussel)
Lineage: Eukaryota; Metazoa; Mollusca; Bivalvia; Mytilida; Mytilidae
Exons: 7
Coding region: 59-1114 (351 amino acids)
Biological process (GO): SMAD protein signal transduction
Cellular component (GO): extracellular region
Molecular function (GO): cytokine activity
Source: RefSeq, a predicted model, not a curated record